AUGGGGGUGCGCAGCUCAGCCUGGCUCUGUUUUCUAGAAUGUCCUGCCCUGCUGCUUCUGCUGUCCUUAUUACUGCAUUCUCUGGGCCUCCCAGUCCUGGGUGCCCCCCAACGUCUCAUAUGUGACAGCCGAGUCCUGGAGAGGUACAUCCUGGAGGCCAAGGAGGCAGAAAAUGUCACGAUGGGCUGUGCUGAAGGCUGCACCUUCAGUGAGAACCUCACUGUCCCCGACACCAAGGUUAACUUCUAUUCCUGGAAGAAGAUGGAGAUUGAACAGCAAGCUGGGGAAGUCUGGCAGGGCCUGGCCCUACUCUCAGAAGCUGUCCUUCGGGGCCAGACCCUGUUGGCCAACUCCUCCCAACUGCCUGAGUCGCUGCAGCUACAUGUGGACAGAGCCAUCAGCAGCCUGCGCAGCCUCAACUCCCUGCUUCGGGCACUGGGGACCCAGAAGGAAACUGUCUCCCUUCCAGAGGCAGCUUCUGCUGUUCCACUCCGAACAUUCACUGUUGAUACUUUAUGCAAGCUCUUCCGAAUCUACUCCAAUUUUCUCCGGGGAAAGCUGAAGUUGUACACGGGAGAAGCCUGCAGGAGAGGGGACAGGUGA
Messenger RNA from Condylura cristata (star-nosed mole), 603 nucleotides. RefSeq names its product erythropoietin (gene EPO). The coding region runs from base 1 to 603 and encodes 200 amino acids. The transcript has 5 exons. The record is from RefSeq and is a predicted model, not a curated record. Gene Ontology annotation, molecular function: cytokine activity; erythropoietin receptor binding; hormone activity. Lineage: Eukaryota; Metazoa; Chordata; Mammalia; Eulipotyphla; Talpidae. Gene Ontology annotation, cellular component: extracellular region.